Messenger RNA from Acyrthosiphon pisum (pea aphid), 3611 nucleotides. RefSeq lists its product as uncharacterized. The annotation marks the transcript as partial. The transcript has a single exon. Lineage: Eukaryota; Metazoa; Arthropoda; Insecta; Hemiptera; Aphididae. The record is from RefSeq and is a predicted model, not a curated record.
CAGUUGUUAUUGGUAUUGAAAAUACCAAAGAACAAGUGGCUGUAGAAGAUCAAAUCGAUACCGUAGAGAACAGUAAUGACCAGAGAGAUGAUGUGCAAGAAAUAUCAAAAACCAACAUUGAAAAAGUAGAUAAUUUAAAAAUACUUGCUUCGGAAAUAAACUGUUUACUCCUUGAUAAUGACCAAAUUCUAGAUUUCUUUGAUACCAAAAAUGACUUAGUUAAUAAUCAAGAUAUUUCUGAAAACAAUUUUGGAAAAUCAUUGGACGAUAAAAAUAAUUUAGGAGAGACAGAAGAUUUAAAACAUUAUGAAAUAAAUACCGAAGAAAUUAAAGAAGAAUUUAUAAAUUUAAACGAUCUUGAGAUAUCAAAGAUUAAACUAGAAACAAUUAUUGAUAAUAAUCUAAGAGUUGACUCUAACAAAAGUACAAAACAAAUUGAAAAUUCAACCUUUAAAAACCCAUCAAAGUUAGCAAUUGGUGAACUAAAUAUCUCAUCAGAAACUCCUAAAAGGGAAUGUUUAUCUAUCAAUAGAGAUAUUGAUGAUAUAAAUAUAGGAAGUUUGAAUUCCAAUAUUUCUGUAAAUGAAACUAUGCAGAUGACUAAUGCUAAAGUUGAUACUAUAGAUCAACGUGCAGAUAUUUCCAAAACUGUAACACAAGAUACAGCAGACGUCAGCAAGGAAAGAACAAAUGUAAUAACAAAAGAUUAUUCUGACGAUAAUCAUAAUUGUGAUAGUACUUUAUCUAUAAGUGAAGUUCAAGAAAACAAGGAGAGAAAUACUACAAACGACAAUAAUGAAUAUGUACACUCCAAUGUAACACCUGAUACUAUAAAUAUUAAUGAAGAUACAUUAAUAAACAAAGGGAAAAUUAAUGAUGAGAUUAAUCUUGUUACUGCUCUUGAAAAUAAAGCCAGUCUUCUAAAUGAUUUUAUGUUUGAAAGUGAAAUUAGUGAUUUGCCUACAGAAGAACCAUUAAAUGUUCUUUCUAUAAUGCCAAAACUGCAUUGUGUAGAAAAAAUUGCAGCUAAUGAAACUGAAUGCGUGAUGUUAGAAAAUGUAAAUGUCUUAAAACAAGCUGAACUCAAUGCUGCGGAAAAUAUUAACCAACAUGCAAAAGUGGAACACGAAUUAAACAUCGCUGCAAUCGGGAACAUAAUUAUAGAUUACGAUAGUAUAAAAGAAAAUUCUUUAACUGUAGGUGAAGAAAAAAAAAGUAUAGAAAAAGCAACUAUGGCUCUAACUUUGGACGACCAUUCGUUCGAAAUCGUGUCAACCAAUGUCGAUAUUUUGGAUGGGUGUAUUAAAGAUGUGAUGAUAAAAGAAGAACAGAUUAUAUAUUCAGACACUAAUGAGGCGUCUAAAAUGUCCACAAGAUCGACCAAACGUUUAAGUGAAAACGAUAAUCCUGAAGACAUAGCAGUUAAUAUACUAAAUGAUCAAAUUCAAAAUACAGAUAAUUUAGUCAAAGAAAAUAUAGAAACUAAAGUCGCAUCGUUAAAUAAAACAACAGAAAUAUUGAACGACGACGACACUCAUAAUCAAGAAAAUGUAGGUUUAAAUAAGGAGCAGAGCGAAUUAGCUGAUAAAUUACAACAAUCCAUAAAAAAGCCUAAUCAAAUAUUUGAAACGUCAAUGAUAGAAGAAAAUGACACCAUAGAUAAAGUUAAAAGUGAUGUUUUGAUUACAAAGAUCAAGACAACAGAUGAUGAAAAGACUAUAGAUAGAAAAGAUAUUGAGGAUAUAAAUCGGAAAUUGAGUGCAAAAUCAAAAGGAUCAACGACAAAUAAUAUUGGUGAAAGUGAAAAUAAAAUUGACACAAACAAAAUCAUUAAUGAAACUAUAGAUCUAUCAAAUAAAGAGCUGUCAGAUGAUAAUAAAAAUACUGAAAAAAUAGGAGUUGAAUUGAAUAACUUAGAUCCAGGAAUUGCUUCAGACAAUAAUAAAAAUCCAGAAGCAAUAAUUGAAAUUAGUACAAACAAUCAAAUACAAUUGACAGAAAAUAUUGUAGAAAAAGAUAAGACAAAACGAGGAAGUGAGGAAAAUAAAUCAUGUGCUCAGCCAGAUGAUAAAAAAUCGCCUUCACCCGAUACCACAAAAAGUAAUACUAAUAUAAGUGAAAUAAACAUUGACAAAACCAAAGUUAUCGGUAAAAGUAUCGAUGAAAUUAAUGAAAAAUUAUCAGAUAACAAUGAAGAUAUUGAAAAUGUUGGCGUGAAAUUGGAUAAAAUAUGUCAAGAAAAUGUUUCAGACAAUAAUAAAGCUUCAGAAGAAAUAAUUGAUAAAGACAUUUCAUAUGUUAAUAAAAAUCAAAAAGACAAUGAAAUCGGUUUAGACAAUCAAAUUAAAUCCACGGAAAAUGUUGUGGAAAACGACAAGACAAAAAGUGGAAGGAAGAAAAAGAAAUCAAGCCCUCAGCCAGAUGAUAAAAAAUCACCUUCACCCGAUACCACUGUAAGUAAUAUUAUUGGUAGUGAAAUCAACAUUGACGAAACAAAAGUUAUCGAUAAAAGUAUUGAAGAAAAUAAUAAAAAACUGUUGGAUGACAUGGUUAAAAUUACAUUGGAUAAAAUAGAACCUGUGAUUCCUCCAGACAAUAAUAAAGUUCCAGAAGAAAUAAUUGAAAAAUAUAUUUCAAAUAUUGAUGAAAAUGAAAAUCCGAAGAACAAUAAAAUUGCUAUAGACAAUCACAUAAGAUCAACAGAAAAUGUUGAAGAAAAAGACAAGACAAAACGUGGAAGUAAGAAAAAGAAGUCAAGCCCUCAAACAGAUUAUAAAAAAUCACCUUCACCAGAAUCAAAAAAAAAUAAUACGAGUGUUGAUGAAUCAAACAUUGACACAACAAAAUUUAAUGAUAAAAGUUAUGAAAAAUUGUCAGAUAACAAUAAAGAUUCUGAAAAUGUUGGCGGUAAAUUGGAUAAAAUACUACCAGAAAUUGUUUCAGAAGAAAUAAAUGAAAAAGACGUUUCAAAUGUUGACAAUCACAUAAGAUCAACAGAAAAUGUUGAAGAAAAAGACAAGACAAAACGUGGAAGUAAGAAAAAGAAGUCAAGCCCUCAAACAGAUUAUAAAAAAUCACCUUCACCAGAAUCAACAAAAAAUAAUACGAGUGUUGAUGAAUCAAACAUUGACACAACAAAAUUUAAUGAUAAAAGUUAUGAAAAAUUGUCAGAUAACAAUAAAGAUUCUGAAAAUGUUGGGGGUAAAUUGGAUAAAAUACUACCAGAAAUUGUUUCAGAAGAAAUAAAUGAAAAAGACGUUUCAAAUGUUGAUAAAAAUGAAAAUCUGAAGAACAAUCAAACUGGUAUAGACAGUCAAAUAAAAUCAACAGAAAAUGUUAUGGAAAAAGUCAAGACAAAACGUGGAAGUAAGAAAAAGAACUCAAGCCCUCACCCAGAAGAUAUAAAAUCACCUUCACCCGAAACCACAAAAAGUAAUAUUAGUGUUGGUGAAAUAAACAUUGACGCAAAAGUUAUCGAUAAAAGUAAUGAAGAAAUAAAUGAUAAAUUGUCAGAUAACAAAGAAGAUUCAGAUAAGGUUAGCGGUAAAUUGGAUAAAAUACUACCAGCAAUUGUUCCAGAUAAUAAUAGAGUUCCAGAAGAAAUAAUUGAA